Molecule: messenger RNA, 1636 nt
Organism: Rhincodon typus (whale shark)
Lineage: Eukaryota; Metazoa; Chordata; Chondrichthyes; Orectolobiformes; Rhincodontidae
Product: fibrinogen-like protein 1-like protein
Exons: 3
Coding region: 196-969 (257 amino acids)
Source: RefSeq, a predicted model, not a curated record
CUUUAGGCACCCAAGCACAAGUUUGAAUCUGUGAGAGGAGUUAUGGUUGGGAAACCUGAAAGAGCACGUUUCUGAAAGGCCAUGGAGGUUUGGGUCCAGGUCCUGUUUAAUGUGAUUCUCCAGAUUUUGUCACUCACAGCAGCCUGACUGACAGGAAACAGGAAUUCAGCAACCAAACUGUGAACUGUAUCAGUAAUGUGUUCUAUCUUGACUGCAAUCAUUUUUUUAACAUUGGAUGCUGUAAACUGUGAAGCUACAAUUGGGAACCUGCAUAUGUUGGAUUCAGAAGAAAGGGUCACAAGAAGUCUCCAAAGAAGACCCAUAUCUGGUUAUCCCAAGGAUUGCAGCAAUGUCAGGGGUCGAAAUGGCGUUUACGUUAUCCAGCCUACCGGUUCCAUUCCAGUUGUUGUGUAUUGUGACAUGAGGACAGAUGGUGGUGGAUGGACUAUGAUUCAAAAGAAUACUUUUCCUUCUAAAAUUACCUGGACAGAAUACUGGACAGCUUACAAGUUUGGUUUUGGCAACAUCCUUCAGGAUCACUGGUUGGGAAAUGAAUAUAUAUAUAACAUCAUACGUCAGGGAACCUACAAAAUAAAAUUCUUGCUGAGGGACAGGAGAAAUAAGCAACGUUUUGCUGAUUAUGAUCUGUUCUCUAUAGGGAAUGAAACAAGUGGUUACAGGCUGAACUUAGGUAGAUACACAGGGAAUGCAGGCAAUUCAAUGGUAUUAACUGGGAGCACUACUGUUCAUGAUAACAUGAAAUUUUCAACAUUUGACCGAGACCAGGAUAGGUCAAGAUCAAACUGUGCACAAAGUAGCAGGGGAGCCUUCUGGUAUAAUGGCUGUUUCCGGGUUAACUUAAAUGCACGUUAUAUUUAUUGGUACAGUUUGUGCACCAAUAACUGCAAGUCUUCUCAGAUUCUUAUCAAACCUAACGAUGUGUGUAGGCGGGCAUACUUACACAAGUAGAUGAAAGGUGACACAUUCCUGGUGAUCCUUCAGCUUGGGAUAGAUGUUUCUUGCGGAUCGGUAUUGAUCUAUAUUUUCUUUUGGGGAGCUGAGUUUCUGUGUGAAAUGCCAGAUUUACAGUAAAGUGAAGCUAAACCUGGCACUUGACUGGCACUUGACUGUAACUAUAUUGCUUAAAAGUCUAGAAAUCGUCACAAAUAUGCCAAAGGUUACUCUCAGGUUUCGACCAGUCUAGAUCCAUAUUCUGAGAUGUGGCGAUGCCGGUGUUGGACUGGGGUGGACAAAGUUAGAAGUCAUAUGACACCAGGUUUUACUCCAAGUCCUCCUCGCCUGAUGAAGGAGCAGCACUCCAAAAACUUGUGAUUUCAAAUAAACCUGUUGAUAAAAACCUGGUGUUGUACAACUUCUGAUAUAUUCUGAGAAGUUACAGAUUUUCUUACGGCAUUUAUAACAAUGUUUUAACACAUUUGAAAUGCUCUGUUACUUUAUUUAUUUUUUGUCACCAUAAAUGACAGGAAUAAGACUCUGGAUUGAAAAUUACAAAUAAUAUGCAAAAAUGUAACAAGAGCUACAUGCCUGGCUAUUUCCAAAAAUGGUGUUUCAUUCUGUGUUUAAAAAUAAUUAAAAUGCUUCUGAUUACAAUAAAAUCUACUCCAAUAUUUGCUGA